CGCUUAACUAGCCAUGACCAACGGCUACGUGUUCCGCGAGUACAUCGGCGCCCAGAUCACGGGCGUCCGGUUCUCCGACGUGCCCGUGAACGCCGGCCUCAGCUUCCACUUCAUCCUCGCCUUCGCCAUCGACUACAUGGCGAGCAAGUCGUCCCCGCCGGCGCCGACCAACGGCGUCUUCGCCCCGUUCUGGGACACGGCCAACCUCUCCCCGGCCGCCAUCUCCGCCACCAAGGCGGCCCACCCGAACCUGAGCGUCAUGGUCGGCCUCGGCGGCGACAGCGUGCAGAACACGGGCGUGAAGGUCGCCUUCGCGCCGUCCUCGGUCGACUCCUGGGUGGCCAACGCCGUCUCCUCCCUGUCGACGAUGAUCAACCGGUACGGGCUGGACGGCGUGGACGUGGACUACGAGCACUUCGGCGGCGGCACUGACGUCGACACCUUCGUCGAGUGCAUCGGCCGCCUCCUGACCCAGCUCAAGGCGCGGUUCCCCAACAUCAAGACCUCCAUCGCGCCCUUCGAGGACGUCGAGGUCCAGAAGCACUACAAGGCCCUCUGGGGCAAGUACUCCGGCGUCAUCGACUACAUCAACUUCCAGUUCUACGGCUACGGCGCCAACACCAACGUCGACUAUUACGUCAAGUUCUACGACCUGCAGGCGCGCAACUAUCCCGGCUCCGGCGCCAAGCUGCUCGCCAGCUUGGAGACCGGGAACAUCACCCAGCAGCUCGGGCUGCUCUCGCCGGAGCAAGGUAUCGCCGGAGCCAAGGAGCUGCUGCGGCAGGGCAAGCUGCCGGGGUUCUUCAUCUGGUCAGCGGAUAGCUCCAAGGCGAGCCCCUACAGGUUUGAGUUCGAGACCAAGGCUCAGCAGAUCGUCGCCAACCAUUGA
This is a messenger RNA of Lolium rigidum, 889 nucleotides long. Its product is annotated as chitinase 2-like. Lineage: Eukaryota; Viridiplantae; Streptophyta; Magnoliopsida; Poales; Poaceae. Gene Ontology annotation, biological process: carbohydrate metabolic process. The record is from RefSeq and is a predicted model, not a curated record. Bases 14 to 889 code for a protein of 291 amino acids. Gene Ontology annotation, molecular function: hydrolase activity, hydrolyzing O-glycosyl compounds. The transcript has a single exon.